This is a messenger RNA of Bradysia coprophila, 1765 nucleotides long. RefSeq names its product BSD domain-containing protein 1-B-like. The record is from RefSeq and is a predicted model, not a curated record. Lineage: Eukaryota; Metazoa; Arthropoda; Insecta; Diptera; Sciaridae. Gene Ontology annotation, cellular component: cytoplasm.
UCUACAAGCCCAAACAAAAUAGAAUUGAAAGCCCAAUUUUGACAUAUUAUUACAUAUGGCGUUUGUACAAUAAAGAAAGAACGUAAAUAUACAGUGCAUAGGUAAAAACGGGUACAUUUACUUCUACUCUUGUGAAAUAUGUUAAUUAAUGCAUCGUUUGCUAUUUAACAAAAAGUAAACAGAACUUUAAAGAAUAAUAUUGUUGUACGAAGACGUCUGAACAGAAUGGCUGAAAGCAACGAAGAAGCGUCGAGCUGGUCGUGGGGAUCUUGGAUUAAUUCAGCCAAGACAAAGUCUGCGUCGGUUUUCGAAGCUGUUAAACAAGAUCUUAAUGAAUUAUCAACAGCUGUUUCGAAUGCUGGCCAGGCCAUUGGCGAAACGUUGAAACUGGACGAACCAGAGUCGACGGCAAGCACAGUGAAGAAAAGUCUUAGUACAUUUUUCGGUCAAGUAACCGAAGCACUGAUACCAUCGCUGGAGGAUGACGAUACCGAAGCGGUACUCAUCACCACCGAUGGAACGAUAACAUUAACUGGUUUCCACAAGCACUUAGCUGAAUUACAACGGAACGACGAAACGUAUCUCAAACCGCCCGAAGCUCAACUAAUAGAAAAUUACAAUCGAUGGAUCGAGGUGACCGAACAGGAUCAGUUCACGCAAAGUCGGCUGGACAAGCACCUGGCGAAUAGUGAAAUUCUGACUAAGAAAUAUGAGUGUUUUGUGCCUGACCAAGUGCCGCACAUGGAAUUCUGGAAACGAUAUCUGUUCAAGCGAGCCAUACUGGAAGAUGCACUAGCCAAUGCGGAAAUUGCCGAACGAAAGGCCCGAGCUGAAAUCGAUUCGACGAAGCCGGUGUCGCCGAGGAAAGCCGGUUCGAUUAUCCAAACGGAACAGCCCAAGAAAACGGUAGACGAUCAUGACUUGGACGGCAUUGUCGAAGAGAAACCGAUUUCGGUCAUCGGUGGAAAGGAGUGGACGGGCGACGAUUUCGGUAAUGUGGAUAUAUCCGAAGAGGAACAGGCCCGUUUGCUGCAAGAAUAUGAAGCUGAGAUCCAGGAACGAGAAAUGAAGAAAAGUUUGAUCGUCCCAUUGGAAGAGAAGCUCAAACAGGAGGAGGCGGAACGAAAAGAGAAAUCGUCCGGAAAGCAAGUCAUCCAACAGAAGAAGAUUCAGACGAAAAAUCAAGCACAAAACAAAAAGGACCAAACCAAACCAGUAGCCACUAACGAUUCAGUAAAGAAAUCAACGACACAAUCAAAACAAUCAAAGACUAACAAGCAACAGGCCGACAAAGUAGCGAAACCAGCCAAGUCAGCUGAUGACGAUUCGAAAGAUUCUGACGAAAGUUGGGAAAAAGAUUUCGAUUUGAAUGAGAAGUGAAUUUCGUCAUCGUUGCGUGUCCCACAAUUGGUUUUACUGAUUCGAGAUAUUUCGUUCAAUAUCGUUUCUUUCCAAAUGCAUUUUUUCCGUAUUGGUAUAAUUAUAUGUAAUGUUAUGUCUCUACCGACCGAACCUAUUUUCUAAUGAUUUUUCAUUUGCUUCAAUAAAAUUAGUUCGAAAAAAAGAAAAUUAAAAUUUUAAAUUUUAAAAAAGAAAAAUUUAUUUUCGAUUUCAGUUGUCAUUUUUUACCGAUUUUUAAUUUGUUUCAAAAGUGAGAAUUGAAUUGAAUUUAGACUAUUUAUAGAGAAGAUUUUUAUGAGAUACUAAAGUGUUAUUAAUAUAAAAUUAUGAAAAAUAAACAACAAAAAAAAGAUUAAUUAAUCAA